CAUCACAUCUUCGUUUGCUCCUCUAUCUUCCCAAUUCUCUUUUCAUUUCAUUUGUUGUUUACCUUUGUGUCUGUUUCUUCUCAUACUAUUUUUUUACUAGAAAAACAAAAAAAAAACUUAUGAUGUUUGAGCACGAACAUCCAUUAAAUCUUACAAAUUUGUGGUCGGAGGAAGAGAAUGAAGACUAUGAAGAAGACAAGGAAGAGAACGAAGAUGAAGUAGAUGCAAAACAAGACUUCCGAUGUUUGUGUUCCCGGUGUCAUGAAGAAAUCAACUGGUUCCAUAGGUAUUACUACUCUUGUUCUACAUGUAGUGAUUUUUCUAUCCAUAAGUUUUGUGCAGAGCUUCCCGAUAGAUUGGAAGACAUUUGUGAGGCUGGUCAUACUCUUGGCUUCUGCCUAGUUAACUACUAUUGGAAUUGUAGUAUUUGUAAUCGAUUUAGGAAGCCUAGAGAGCUACUUUACCGCUGUAAUCUUUGUGAUUUUAAGGUUGAUGCAAAUUGUGCUAAAAAAAGGCUACAAAAGAAUAUCAUCUAUCAUCCUAGCCAUAAACACCCACUAGUUCGCAUCCCCAGACAAAUUUUAGACGAGUGUGAUGCAUGCGGGAAGGAGCAUAAAGGGAUCUUUUAUCAUUGUCCCACGUGUGCUAGUUCUUAUUUCAUUCAUAGUGAUUGUGCUUUUCUACCGAAAAAAUUGCAAAUCCAACAUACGACAAAUGAUAUCUACUCCCAUAUUCAUCCUCUCACCCUUGCUUAUUCCUUUCCAAAAACGGAUAUAGAAUCCAAAAGAUACCCACGGUGUAGGGUAUGCCGUCACGGGUUUUCUUCUAGUUCACAUCUUUGGCUGUAUAAAUGCGAGAAAUGCAGAUACUAUACCCAUCUAGAUUGCGCAACAUCUCCAGCUACAGACAAAAUGAUUAAAAACUACGACGAUGUUGAACACCCUGAUCUUCUUCAUCUUCCAUUUCCUGAUCCAUCUUAUAGCCUACUAAAACACUUGUUUUUCAAAGAAAGUGGAUCAAAAACACAUGAAGUGAGUCAUCAACACCCACUAAUCCUGGAAGAUAGCCGAAUAUCCUACCAUGACCCAACAAAGAGGAUUGAACUUUUGUGCAAUGGAUGUUUAAGACCAAUUACGAGUGGGCCAGUUUACGUGUGUUCUAAUGAGGAGGGGGAGCAUUGCAACUUUGUGCUCCACGAGUGGUGCUCCCGACUGCCUACUGAACUAAAAGACCACCCUCGUCACCCACGACACCCCCUGAUUCUCCAUUCAAAAGUCAUUGGUAAGUUUUUCGGGGUCUUCGCUUGUCGUCUUUGCGGGUUAAAUUGCAAUGGAUUUGCUUAUUGUUGUGUCGAAUGCGAUUACUACAUCGAUGUUAAUUGUGCCUUCCUACCUAAAGAAAUCACUCACAAUUCUCACCCGAAUCACCUCCUUACAUUUGAUAGUGAUUCAUACUUCAGUUGCCAUAGUGAUGACUUUGUAAUACACUUGAGGGAGGCUUUGUUGAUACCAGAGACAACUACACACAAGUGUGACAAGCAUCCUAUGAAACUGAGUUACUUUCCCAUUGAGAACCAUAUGAGUGACUAUUUUUGUGAAAUUUGUGAGGAGGAUUUAAAUCCUGAGUAUACAUUCUAUCAUUGUCGUGAGUGUAUGCAAUCUAUGCAUACAGCUUGUGCUCCGUCAAUACUUCGUUAUGAAACAUAUGCCAAAGAUGUUGAAUAUGGUGCUUACGUUCAUCGCUAUGUAAAUGUGAAAUUUGGGGGCACAUAUAACAAUAUUGAAGUCCAUCCACACCCCCUUUCAUUCGUUCAAGGGGUUGAAAGCGAUGGUCUUUGUCACGAGGAUGGUUGGCGCAGUCUCCAUUACGAGAUGAUCUUUAAGUGUUUAACUUGUGAGUUUGUAAUUUGCUACGAUUGUAUGAAGAGUCUUUGUGAAGAAAAAAACUAAGCUAUUUGUUUUCUCAUCAAGUAAGGUGACCGACCACACACGUUGACUUUAUACUUGAAGUCUUUUCUGUUUAAUUUUUUCUUCUUUUCGAUGUACUAAACAAAUUGAAGUUAAUACAUGUGUUUGCUUUGUAAUCCACAUGUCUUUAGCAGCUUUGUAUGUGACAACCCGAACUUCCGAGGUUAGUUGUAAUCUCAAUUCCGCGCUAUUUCUCUUUCAUAAUCUUUGCUUUGUUAAACGGGUAACCGAGUCCGGCCCAUACGAAUCAAAUUACAUACAUUGUUUGGGCUUAUCAAGCCCAUGAUUAUGCUUAAAUUUAUGGAUCAGCCAUGAUUAGAUUUAAUUUAUAGAUCAACCCACUUAAAUAACCCAUGCCCAUGCCCGAUUUAAUGUAUAGGAAUCGCAUAACACAUAUGUUUGGGCUUGAGCCCAUGCCCGAUUAAAUAACCCACGGCCCUAAACCCUUUGUUAAUUAGUUAUCCAGCCCAACCUCUUGUGCAUUGAUCCUUAGUGACCGGCCCAGCUACUUGUUUGAAUAAUCAGCCCAACAUUAAUCAGCCCAACAUAUCAUGUAUACGUAUUAUAAUACAAAUCAAACACACCAAUUGAGUCUAUAAUUAUAACAAACCCCACGCCAUUAUCGAUGAACAACCCAAAUCGUCCUAGCUUCCCUCUGAUCGUUCAUAGCCGAUCGCUCAUAGCCGAACUUUGGUGAACGAUUAUCUUUCCAUCAGAAUUCUCGGUUAGUACAUAACAUCUUGACUUCUUUGUGGUCUUAGUUGAUGUUUGUUAGUUUAGGGUUAUGCAAUCUAUCUGUGUGCAAACAUGUUUACGAAUCAUCAUAUGGUUAUGAAAGUGAUUUAUUAGGCCUAUAUGUUUAUGAAAGUGAUAAAGUCCGAUUAAUCUUUGUAGAAUCUGGCUCAACUAUA
Messenger RNA from Helianthus annuus (common sunflower), 2878 nucleotides. RefSeq lists its product as uncharacterized. The record is from RefSeq and is a predicted model, not a curated record. The transcript is spliced from 2 exons. Bases 120 to 1949 code for a protein of 609 amino acids. NCBI's taxonomy places the organism in Eukaryota, Viridiplantae, Streptophyta, Magnoliopsida, Asterales, Asteraceae.